Molecule: messenger RNA, 1829 nt
Organism: Balaenoptera ricei (Rice's whale)
Lineage: Eukaryota; Metazoa; Chordata; Mammalia; Artiodactyla; Balaenopteridae
Gene: DLK2
Product: delta like non-canonical Notch ligand 2
Exons: 6
Coding region: 491-1642 (383 amino acids)
Biological process (GO): establishment or maintenance of epithelial cell apical/basal polarity; heterophilic cell-cell adhesion
Cellular component (GO): plasma membrane; protein-containing complex
Molecular function (GO): calcium ion binding
Source: RefSeq, a predicted model, not a curated record
GCUCCGCCGGCACACGCCGCACCUGGCAGGCGGCCUGAGCGCGUGCGAAGAGCCGCCGCCGCCGCCGCCGCCGCUCGGGGUCGCCUUGAGCCCCAGAUUCCCCAGCGCUGGCUCGCAUGGCAGCCGCCUGGGAGACCGGCCCCGCGACCCGCUAGGGGCGGCCCAGCGCCCCGGCCCAGCCCCUCGUCUGAGUCCGUCGGAUCCGGCCUCGCUCUGCGCCCCGGGGCGCGCCGCCUCCCAGCCCGAGAGCCCGCUCCCGGUUCCUGUCUCCAAUCCUCUCGUCUGCUCAGACCUUCCCAGCCCCCGCCCUCCGCUGCCUCCACCGAUUUUUUCUGUCUGGACGCCCCUCUCCCCUCUCGGCUCGUAUCACUCGGAACCGGAAUCUGUGCCGCUAUCUCCGCGUCCGGCCGCCUCCCAGCCUGUGCCGUCCCACAGGUGUCCGCACGUCCGGCGGUCCGUCUGUCCCUCCCUCCCGGGGCCGGCGCUGACCAUGCCCAGCGGCUGCCGCUGCCUACAUCUCGUGUGCCUGUUGUGCAUCCUGGGGGCACCCGUAAAGCCUGCCCGAGCUGAUGACUGCAGCUCCCACUGCGACCUGGCCCAUGGCUGCUGUGCGCCUGAUGGCUCCUGCAGGUGUGACCCAGGCUGGGAGGGGCUGCACUGUGAGCGCUGUGUGAGGAUGCCUGGCUGCCAGCAUGGUACCUGCCACCAGCCCUGGCAGUGCAUCUGUCACAGUGGCUGGGCAGGCAAGUUCUGUGACAAAGAUGAGCACAUCUGUACCACACAGUCCCCCUGCCGGAACGGAGGCCAGUGCGUAUAUGAUGGGGGCGGCAAGUACCACUGUGUGUGCCCACCAGGCUUCCACGGGCGUGACUGUGAGCGCAAGGCCGGACCCUGUGAGCAGGCAGGCUCCCCAUGCCGGAAUGGCGGGCAGUGCCAGGACGACCAGGGCUUUGCCCUCAACUUCACAUGCCGCUGCUUGGCGGGCUUUGUGGGUGCCCGCUGCGAGGUGAACGUGGACGACUGUCUGAUGCGGCCUUGUGCUAACGGCGCCACCUGCCUGGACGGCAUCAACCGCUUCUCCUGCCUCUGCCCUGAGGGCUUUGCUGGGCGCUUCUGCACCAUCAACCUGGAUGACUGUGCCAGCCGCCCAUGCCAGAGAGGGGCCCGCUGUCGGGACCGGGUCCACGACUUUGACUGUCUCUGCCCAAGUGGCUAUGGUGGCAAGACUUGUGAGCUAGUCUUACCCGUCCCAGAUCCCGCCACCAUAGCGGACAUCCCCCCAGGGCCCACCUCAGCUGUGGUGGUACCUGCCACGGGGCCUGUUCCCCACAGCGGAGGCGCUGGUCUGCUGCGCAUCUCCGUGAAGGAGGUAGUGCGGAGGCAAGAGGCCAGACUGGGCGAGUCUAGCCUGGUGGCCGUGGUGCUGUUUGGGGCUGUCACUGCCGCUCUGGUCCUGUCCACGGUGUUGCUGACCCUGAGGGCCUGGCGCCGGGGUGUCUGCCCCCCUGGACCCUGUUGCUACCCUGCCCCACACUAUGCCCCGGCGCGCCAGGACCAGGAGUGUCAGGUUAGCAUGCUGUCGGCAGGGCUCCCCCUGCCGCCUGACUUGCCCCCUGAGCCUGGGAAGACCACAGCACUGUGAUGGCGGUGGGGGCUUUCCUGCCCCCUCCUUCACCUCCUCUGCCACUCAGACUGGAUUGGCCCUUUCUCGCCACCCCUCAGCUGGAGUACACAACACUGAGGGACCUCAGCCUCAUGCCAGAAAUAUUAUUUUUUUAAUACACAGAGUGUAAGAUGGGAAUUUUAUCAAAUAAAACUAUGGAAGUGCA